AUGUGUCAGCUACCUGUGCAGUGUUGACAAGCCAGCCUCAGACCUCUACCCCUGUUCAUGAAAUCACAGCCAAAACGGUGAAACUGCCAGACCCACCAGAGUAUGUAGUGUACACUGACUCAGAGUUGGACAUGGUGCGCAGCCAGUAUUUUGAUUUGCUCCGCAAUGGAAAGGAAAAAGUUUGCAAGAUGUCAAAGGAGCUAAGUUGUAGGCUCAUCAGAAACACAAUCACCAGCAUGGUUGCCAUCCUGCGUGCUAGUCCUCUGGGAAAAGAGGAAAGAUACCCCUCAAAACUUGAGCUGAGAGCAAUGUCACAGAAGAUCGUUGACUAUUACCCUAUGCUACGUGACACUUCAGAUCUGCCAUAUCUGACGAUUUACUCUAAAAUGUAUAAACGACUGCAAAAUAUGAAGUCUCCAAGAAAGAGGCAGGGCCCAAAGCCACAAAGAGGGUCUGCAAAGAGAUCACUCUUUGAAACAAGUACAGAAGAAGAAGGUACUGCAAGUUCUUCAGCUUCAACUGCUUCAACUGUCAUUCUUCCAGAGAGCGAUGUCAGCAAUGAUGACUUAAGUCCAGAACAUCAGGACAGUCUGAAAAUGCAGGCAAGGCACUACAAAACACUCUUCAAUAUGUACAGCAAACCCAACUCAAAACCCAACCCAAGUGAUGUUGCUCAAAUUUUGGACCUUGAGUUUGAUGGAAGGCGGGCCUUCAUUGACUCAAGUGUGUUGAAGGAGGAAGACAGGAUUGCGAAGAUAUUUGAAGCAUAUCCAUGUUUCAAAGACCCUCAAAAUGCAAUGGAUGAGCUGCGUCGCAUCUUGGGUGGCACCAACCCCAAAUACAUUGAUGAAACAAAGAAAAGAUGGGAAAACUUCUGUGCCAAUGUCCAGUUCUAUGGUGUGUGGAAGAAAGUCCUGAAACCCCCUAUACCCUUGAAUAUGCAUGAUGCGGAUUUCACCAUUGCCAUUUUGACUGGUCUCCCAUCACUAUUUCCCUCACCAACUUCGCCACCAAAACGGCUCGGGAAUCCCAGUGAAGCACUAUUGCAUGUCCUUCAGGCAAGGGAGGAUCCAUCGCUUUACUUGGAGAAGCGUCCUCUCACCAGUCCAGUGUUACUGUUUGAUGGAAAGGUCUGCAUCCUUGCCAUGGGAAACGUACCUGUAAGCACCAUACCAAAGGAGGAGUUCUUUGAUGGGAUGUUGAUGUUAAUGGCAUACUACUACACGAUGCACCUGAUGUACCCAAAAUGUGUUGCAACCCUCCUCUCGGUCAUUCAAACUGAGGUACUGUGUGAUGCGAUCCAUGAUCGAGAUGCUACAGGUGCAUAUAAGAGGGCAAUGGUGGAGUGGAAAUCAUUUAUUGAGAAGUAGUUGCACAUGGCCUGUUUUUUUUUUUGUUUACUAGUGGGGAAACUCAUGUUCAAAUGCAGUUGUUCACUGUCUAUUUAAACCCCCCUCCUCUCCCAUGUCUCUCUCUGUCAAUCU
This is a messenger RNA of Trichomycterus rosablanca, 1484 nucleotides long. RefSeq lists its product as uncharacterized. NCBI's taxonomy places the organism in Eukaryota, Metazoa, Chordata, Actinopteri, Siluriformes, Trichomycteridae. The record is from RefSeq and is a predicted model, not a curated record. The coding region runs from base 132 to 1370 and encodes 412 amino acids. The transcript is spliced from 6 exons.